This is a messenger RNA of Meloidogyne enterolobii, 709 nucleotides long. The record is from the annotation of a GenBank genome assembly. NCBI's taxonomy places the organism in Eukaryota, Metazoa, Nematoda, Chromadorea, Rhabditida, Meloidogynidae.
AUGGAAAUUGAAAGUUUAGGACAGAUGAGAAUUCUUGAUCCUUUUCUUUUUGUUAAUCAAGUGAAUGAUGGGAAAGUAAUGAGAAGGGUUGCGCUAUCGCCGAGAGCUUUUAGCUUACAACUUUUGACGCCUGAUUUUGGGGGUGUCAACGUUCUCAGCCCGUUUGCAUUCGUACCCAGCAUACUAUCGCCUCGCGCCGCAAUGCUAAGCGUACUCUCGCCAAAUGCUUUCACAUUACAACUAUUAGCACCCGAAGCUUUUCGUGUUGAAGUAAUCAGUCCCCAAACUUUCAAUGCUAAAGUAACUCCAAAAAACAUUCUAAAAUUAAAUUUCAAUUUCAAGAUCCUCUCUCCUAGAGCUUUUAUUGCCUAUGUUCUUUCACCAAGACUAGUAGUUGCGGAAAUUUUAAACCCAAAGGCUUUCGAAGUUCGUGUGCUCACACCAACUAUUGUUUCGUUUACAGUGCUGAGUCCCGGUAUUUAUUUUGUAAAACAAAGAAAACUCUUCGGAAGACUGUAGGACGUCGAAUUUAUCAUGUAUAGUCGAUAGAUAUAGGUGGACUAGCCCAAGCAUAAAUCAACUGUAACUCGAAGUCCCACAGACUCGAAGUCCAAAAGGCAUCCAAGGAGGACCCCUUCCAACUAAAAACCGGGCUAUAAGUGUAAUAUGAGAAUCGGAACACCGAUGAUUCACCGGAACCUUCCAACAG